GGCACACUUUUUGACCUUUGACCUUUGGGCCAAAUAAGGCACACUGUGUCGGUCGUGCUUGGUCUGGCCCCGGGACUCCCCCAGGGUUUGACCUUUGACCUUUGGGUUAAAUAAGGCACACUGUAUCGGGCGCGUUUGGUCUGGCCCCGGGACUCCCCCAGGGUUUGACCUUUGACCCUGUCAUGCCAUAAAUGUCAUCAUGUUCUUUUCCGUGGCGAACGUGCACUUGUGCACGUUCGGUGCAUUCGCACUGGGGAGUAGUAAAAUACGUACUACUCCCUGAUUUGAACAUCGUAGAUGUGCAGUGACAUAUUGCGCAUGCGCGCAUAAGUACGCGGAGCGUGCGACCUUCAGUGGCCCUGCGGAAAAGACGCAGUGCAACACAAGGUGUACUAGUACACGUGUUAUUAUACUAAUGUGAUAGCCGACCUCAUAUACGCUGUACGGGGAGAUUUUUCCUCAGUAUGUUGUAGGCGGUGCUGGAGGUGUCGUGACGAUGGCGGAGCCAAGUGCAAAACGAUCUAGGCAGCCCAGAUUGCCCACCUCGAGUGCCGUGCGUGGUUUUUUGAAAAAGUUUUCUUUGCCAGGUUCCGGAACUGAUCCUCUCGUCUUUUUCAGCAGCCAUCAUGACGAGCUCAGACAGGUUCUGCUCGAGGAGCUUCAGUCUCACCCGUUCAAGGUGGUUUUAGUUUUGAGGGUGGAGAUGACACGAGAGUCGGCCACGGGUAGUACGUCUGCCGUCCCGUUUUUUAGAAGUAGACCGGCUCGGAUCCUCAGCGAAGGGGACAUUGAUAGUGCAGUCAAGACGAUGGUGGCGAGGAUCACUGGUCUUAUUGAUAAGUGGGUGCAGAACGGAUCCGACUGGACCGUUUCUCGAGUGAGACAGCUGGAUGUGUCCACAGCAAAAUACACUCCUCUUCGAGGUGGUGCAGCUGAUAUCCCGCCCAAAUUAGAAAAAAAGAAGGCCAUCAUUAACGUAAAGAACAACGAUGACAGAUGUUUGAUGUGGGCGUUGUUGUCAGCGCUGCACCCCGUCGACUACAACCCACAGCGUGUAUCCAAGUACACCCAGUACGUUGAGGAGCUGCGGUUCGACGGUGUGAUGUUCCCUGCAACUCUCAGUGAUGUACCCAAAGUGGAGUUACAGAAUGGUCUUGCAAUCAAUGUGUUUGGCUACGAGGGGAAUCUGUACCCACUCUAUCUCAGCGAGCGACAGGAGACUCCCAUCAACCUCCUUCUUCAUGACAACCACUUCACAUGGAUAAAAAACUUCAGUCGUGCAUGCGAGAAUAAGAACAGACACGCAACACACUACUGCUUGCGAUGCCUCUCCGCACACAAAACAGCAGACUCCCUGCAGCAUCACAGCGAGAGAUGUCAGGUGAUGAAGCCCGUGCCAGUAGUCAUGCCCACAGCAAAGGACAGCAUCCUCAAAUAUACAAAUUUGAAGCACAGGAUGGUGGCUCCAUAUAUCAUUUACGCUGAUACGGAGGCCAUCAUUGAGCCGAUGGAGGAACAGCAUGGCAGCAGCACUGUACGCACAGCACGUCAUGUACCAUGCAGCAUCAGAUAUGCUGCCAUCCGAUCCAACGGUGAAGUCCGUGGCGAGUUUGACGACUGCAGUGAGAAUGCCAUUCACAACUUUUUCGACAGUCUCAAAGAGUUGGAAGGCAGUAUCCAGGAGGAUUUGGCGGAUAUCAAGCCAAUUCAGAUGACGGCAGAACUGGAGCUUGAGUUUCAGAACGCAGUCAACUGCUGGAUAUGUGAUGAAGUACUUGGAGAAGAUCGUGUUCGUGAUCAUGAUCAUCUCACUGGCAACUACCGUGGUGCUGCACACUACCAGUGUAAUAUUCAGCUGAGUAUCUACCCAGAUCGCCAGAUCAUUCCGGUUGUGUUUCACAACCUGAAAGGGUACGAUGCUCACCACCUCAUCGCCCACAUUGGUAUGACCGAGGUUGAAGAGGUGGAGUACGAGGACUCUAACCAGCGUAAGCGGAUUAAGAAGGUUGGUGAGAUCAGUGUCAUCGCCAACAACAUGGAGAAAUAUAUUUCAUUCAAGUGGCGUCAGUACCGCUUCAUCGACUCCAUGGCCUUCUUGAACUCCUCUCUGGACUCGUUGGUGAGCAACACCCCGGAAGAUGCCUUCAAGCUUACUCGUACAAUGGCCCAUCAUGACCUUCUCCGGCGUAAGGGUGUCUACCCCUACGAGUACAUGGACUCCUUUGCUCGGUUUGAUGAGACACAGCUGCCACCUAAAUCAGCAUUUGAGUCUAGUUUGACUGGAGAAGGUAUCAGUGAUGCCGACUAUGCCCAUGCUCAGAACGUAUGGCAGACAUUUGAGUGCAGUACAAUGGAGGCCUAUCAUGACCUCUAUUUGCAAACAGAUGUCUAUCUUCUAGCAGAUGUCUUUGAGCAUUUCCGCAAGACGGCAUACAAGACGUAUGGGUUGGAUCCAGCUCAUUACCUUACUCUCCCAGGAUAUGCAUGGGAUGCUCUACUACGGUUCACCCAGAUUGAACUGCAGCUGCUCACGGAUGUAGACAUGCAUCUGUUUGUCGAAGCCGGUCUACGUGGGGGCAUCUCAAUGGCGUCGCAGCGGUACGGCAAGGCCAACAACCCAACGAUGGAUCAGUACAAUCCUGCCGAGCCCACAUCAUACCUGCUAUACCUUGAUGCCAACAACCUGUAUGGCUGGGCUAUGUGCCAGAGUAUGCCGACAUCUGAGUUUGCCUGGUGUGACAAGAACCUGUCCGAGAUACUGGCACACCCUGUAGAUUCGAGCACUGGGUUCAUUGUGGAGUGUGAUCUUGAGGUACCCUCUUCGCUGCACCACUACUUCAAUGAUUAUCCACUCGCACCGGAAGUGAUGAGAGCAUUCUCAGAUAAGCUAUCACCAUACCAACAAGCACUUGUGGAGGAGCUCAAAGUGUCAGCCGUAGAUGGAGUCAAGUUGACACCCAGUCUCCUACCCAAGUCCAAGUAUGUGUUACACUACCGUACACUGCAGCUGUAUUCGCGUCUGGGCAUGGUGGUGACCGCUGUUCACAAGGUGUUGGGAUUUCAGCAGAGUGCCUGGAUGGCUCCCUACAUCAAUCUGAACACUGCACUUCGCACGAGGGCUACAACCGACUUUGAGAAGAGCUUUUACAAGCUGAUGAACAACUCAGUCUUUGGCAAGACGAUGGAGAACGUUCGUAAUCGAACACGCAUCGAUCUCUUGCGGGAAGAAAGUGAGGAGCAGGUACUGAGGGCAGUGAGCAAGCCUACAUAUGUGCGGCACGACAUUUUCCCGAACGGGCUUGUCGGAAUAGAAAAGCAGCACACUGAGAUCAAGCUCAACAAGCCGGUCUAUGUGGGUAUGUCGAUACUAGACCUGUCAAAGUUGCACAUGUACUCCUUCUACUACGAUGUGCUGAAGGAGCAGUACGGUAGCAGAAUCCGGCUGUUGUACACCGACACCGACUCUGUUAUUGUGCACAUAACCACCGGUGAUGUUUAUGCAGAGAUGGAUCUGUCUCUGUAUGACACCAGCAACUUUCCCACUGACCAUCCUCAGUACACUUCUGCCAAUAAGAAAGUGGUUGGCAAAUUCAAAGAUGAGCUUGGUGGGAAAUCCAUGGUGGAGUUUGUAGGUCUAAGAUCGAAGAUGUACUCCUACAUCGGGCAGGAAUCGGCCAAACGGGCCAAGGGUGUGCGGAAGGCAGUCCUGGCAAAUACCAUCACCCACAAGGACUAUGUAGAUGCACUGCUCAGUCAUCGUGUGUCUGCCAGGCCUAUGAUGGGUCUCCGAUCACAUUGCCACACAGUGUAUGAGGAGGUAACCACCAAGGUGGCAUUGUCUCCAUUCGACUGCAAGCGGUAUAUACUGGAUGAUGGCAUGGCCACACUUGCAUAUGGUCACAAGGACAUUUAAUGGGCAGAACCCCACAUUGAACAUGUUUCAUCAUUUUCAUGCAAAACUUCCCGCCAUUCUUCUGUCUAAUAUUCCUCCUUUCUUGACAUGUGGAGCUGGCUCCAACACUCCACAUUUGUGUUAAAUAUUUCAGGCUUGUGCCUCAAUUAUAUUGCAGGAUAUAGUGCAUUGUGCGGUAUAAUAAUCUUCAUCGCAUCAUAAAAUAUUACCCUACAUACUUUGGUUUGCAGUGUGUGCGCAGCAUAGUCCAUAUAUCAUCAAAUUGAUCAAGUUCAGUAUCUGCGGGCAUAUAUUUCCCCAGCUUGAGAAAAUGCUUAUAUACUUGCGUAAAUUUAUGCUCACAAUGAUGACAUAAAAAUGAGAUUAAAGUCCAUAUGAUGGCCAGUAUGAAUGUA
Sycon ciliatum is the source of this 4308-nucleotide messenger RNA. RefSeq lists its product as uncharacterized. NCBI's taxonomy places the organism in Eukaryota, Metazoa, Porifera, Calcarea, Leucosolenida, Sycettidae. The transcript has 7 exons. The coding region runs from base 497 to 3913 and encodes 1138 amino acids. Gene Ontology annotation, biological process: DNA replication. The record is from RefSeq and is a predicted model, not a curated record. Gene Ontology annotation, molecular function: nucleotide binding; DNA-directed DNA polymerase activity; DNA binding.